Molecule: messenger RNA, 747 nt
Organism: Cotesia congregata
Lineage: Eukaryota; Metazoa; Arthropoda; Insecta; Hymenoptera; Braconidae
Source: the annotation of a GenBank genome assembly
AUGGAUCGCUGGGUCGGAAAAAUUGCUAUUGUCAGUGGAGUCAGUUCUGGAAUCGGCGAACUGCUCGCCAGAGAAUUAGUUUCUGCUGGUGUUAACGUUCUGGGACUCGCUCGACGUGAAAAUAAACUUCAAGAAUUAUCGAAGAGCUUAAAGAAUACAAAAGGCGCCUUUCAUUACUUAAAAUGUGACGUGCGCAAUGAGCGAGAUAUAGUCGAUGCUUUUGCGUAUGUAGAAAAAAAUUUUGGCCAGCUCGAUAUUUUGAUUAACAAUGCCGCUGUUUUGAUUGAUAAUUCUUUUGAAAAUGGAAAAACGGAAGAUUAUCGUUCACUUUUAGAAACAAAUGUCCUCGCGCCUGCUCUUUUUAUCCGCGAAGCCUUAAAAUUAAUUCGCAAGCACAAAAAUGAUGCUUAUAUUGUCAAUAUCAACAGUAUUUGUGGUCUGAAUGCAACGGUAGUAGAUUUGCCGAUGGGUUUGUACCCAGCAAGUAAAUUUGCUAUGACUGCAAUGAAUGAGACAUUGAAAAAAGAAAUCAAAGAUAACAAUGACAAAAUUCGUGUAACUGCAAUUCAUCCUGGAGUAACAGGUACAGAACUCUUUUUUUCAUCUGAGCUUCACCGUAAUAUAUAUAAUAACACACCUUAUUUAAAGCCUAAGAACGUGGUUGAUUGUAUAAUGUUCGCUUUAUCAGCUCCAUCUCAUGUCCAAAUUGACGAGCUAAUUGUCACUGCAGUUGCAACCAAAAAGUGA